AUGAUUCUGACAUUGAUGCUGGGCCUCGGGGGGUGCCUUGGUUGGGGACUUCUGGGGGCCUGGGCACAGGACCCUGGUACCAGGUUCCCUGAUCCCAAAAGGCCCAGGGUACCCACAGGUUGGAAAAUAGAGGCUGAGGAUACUAGCGGAGACCCCAUCGGACGGAACUGGUGCCCUUAUCAGAAGUCUAGAUUGGUCACCUUUGUAGCUGCUUGCAAAACAGAGAAAUUCCUGGUCCAUUCACAGCAGCCGUGUCCACAGGGGUCUCCUGACUGCCAGAGAGUCAAAGUCAUGUACCGUGUGGCCCAGAAGCCAGUGUACCAGAUCCAACAGAAGGUGCUGAUCUCUGUGGCCUGGAGGUGCUGCCCAGGCUUCCAGGGUCCAGACUGCCAGGACUAUGAUCCCACAGCAAACCCGGGACCCACAGAGCUGAGUGGUGAACUCCCGGAGACUUGGGACCAGCUGAAUGGUUUUGAACUUGGCCACCCUGUUACAGAGUUCAAUGACAUUCAGGUGCCACAGGAACAACAGGAACACCUGCUUCAAGAUCUCCAGAAUGAUGCCCAGCUGGUUGAAGAUGGCCUCCCAGGCCCUUGGGAGACCCCAGCCAGCAACCUCACAGUUGAGACCGCAGAAGCCAAUCAAACAGAAUUUGAGUUUGCUGGCAGGAUGUCAGCGCACCUGCUGCAGGCCCAUAUCAAUGCGUUCCUGCAAGCACACUUUAGUCCCACCUUGAAGAGCUUCAGUGAAAGCUUGCACAGCCUCUCUCAGGCUGUCAGAAACUUGUCUCUUGAUGUGGAAGCCAAUCACCAGGCUGUCAAGAUGGUCCAGGAGAGCACUGUGACCGGGACUGAACUCCAAGAGCUUGGGGCCAAGUUUGAUGCCAAGAUCCAGGAGAAUAACCAGAGAGUGAGCCAGCUGUGGCAGGAUGUGGAGGACCAGCUGCAUGCCCAGCGCCGUUCUGUGCACCAUGCCCUCUCUGAGAUCCAAGCUGAGGUGAGCACCAAGUUAAAGCAGCUUGUCAAGGCUCACGAACUUCCAGGGGCCAAUGGCAGCCUGGCGGUGGCAUCAGCAGCAAGGCCAGAGCCAGAGAGCCUGCAGGCCAGGUUGGGCCAGCUACAGAGAAACAUGUCUGCUCUGCACGCCGUCAUCGAUUGGAGGGAGGAGGAGUUGCAGAGCACCCUCAAGAAGAUGGACAGUGUCCUGAAAAGGCAUGUGGAUGAAAUCAAGGAGCUAUAUUCUGAAUCAGAUGAGACCUUCGAUCAGAUCAGCAAGGUAGAACGGCAGGUGGAGGAGCUGCUGGUGAACCACACGGGGCUUCGAGAGCUGCGGGUGAUGUUGAUAGAAAAGUCCCUGAUCAUGGAGGAGAACAAAGAGGAGAUGCAGCGGCAGCUACUGGAACUCAACCUCACUCUGCAGCAUCUGCAGGUGGGUCACGCAGACCUCAUCAAGUAUGUCAAGGACUGCAACUGCCAGAGGCUCUACUCUGAAGUCGACGUUAUCCGGGAGGGUCAAAGGGACACCAUGCACACCCUGGAAGAGACCCAAGUGAGCCUAGAUGUGCAGCACCAGCUGGACGGUUCUUUGCAGGCGUUGCAAAGCACUGUGGAUGCCAUGUCAUCAACAAUGGAUGAGCACAAAGGAGAGGGUGAGCGGGCGCGGGCCGAAAGGGCCCGGAUGCGGAGCCAGCUGCGGGCGCUGGACCACGCGGUAGAAGCUCUGAAGGCUGUGGCAAACCAGACCAGCAGAGAGAUGCGCCAGCUGCAUAGCUCCUUUGCAGCCCUUUUGGAGGAUGCGCUGCGGCAUCAGGCGAUGCUGAAUGCCCUCUUUGGGGAAGAGAUGAUGGAGGAGAUGUUGGAGGAGGUGCCUCGCCCUCUGCCCCUGAAUUAUGAGCAGAUUCGCGUCUCCCUGCAGGACGCCGCCAGGGUACUGCAGGAGCAGGCGUCUGGCUGGAAUACCUUGGCCAGUCGGGUGCAGGCCUUGGAGAAGGCCUUGGAGCAUCACCCACAGUUGGCAGAACGACUGCAACCCAGUCACGACUCUGGGACGGCAGAGGAAGCCACGGCUUUGGCGAACCUGGAGCAGGAGAUUCAGCGCCUAAGCUCCAACGUCAAGCAGGUUGGGCAGUGCUGUGAGGCCUCCUGGGCUGCCCCCCUCAAUGGCUCCCUUGAAGAUCUACACAGCAUGCUCUCUGACACUCGGUACAGCCUCAGACAGCACCAGCAGCUCUUCCACGGCCUUUUCCAGAACUUUCAAGAGCUGGUGGCAAGCAACAUCAGCCUAGACCUGGGUAAGCUGCAGGCCAUGUUGAGCAAGAAAGAGAAGAAGCAGCAGAAGGGCCUAGAAACAUCUCGGAAGAGGGAGAAGAAGCAAGUGGUGAUGUCUGCAGAUGCACAUGCCAAAAGGAUGGCGAAAGGUGCUCUGGACUCAGAGCUCUGGGAAGCAGACUCCCCUGUGGCCUUCUAUGCCAGUUCUUCAGAAGCGGCAACUGCUCUGCAGAUGGUGAAGUUCAACACCACAUCCAUCAACGUGGGCAGCAGCUACUUCCCUGAACACGGCUACUUCCGAGCCCCCAAACAUGGCAUCUACUUGUUUGCAGUGAGCAUCACAUUUGGCCCAGGCCCAAGCAUGGGGCAGCUGGUAUUUGAAGGCCAUCACCGGGUUCCAGUCUACAGUACAGAACAGAGGGGUGGGAGCACAGCCACUACUUUUGCUUUGGCAGAGCUGCAAAAGGGCAAAAGAGUGUGGUUUGAGUUAAUCCAAGGAUCAGUAACAAAGGGGAGCCAACCACACACUGCAUUUGGGGGCCUCCUAAUAUUCAAGACCUGAACCCUGGAUUCUGCUUGCAUCAGACAUGAUAGACUUACCUGCUGUCUGUAGACUGAGGAUCUGGCUGAAGAACAUAUAGUGGCCUAGCUCUUUCCUGGACGCCUUUUGUAGAAUUCUUUUGAAAACAUAGGUGGGGGAGGCCAGGAAUGCUGCUCUCUGGACUGCGCCUGUGCAGGUGCCUGGAGUGGGAGCUGGGCUUCUCAUGCCUUCCCCAAUGGCAUGGCUUAUCUUGGCUCUAAGCCACUCCCUCAAUUCCACAGGUUACUUGUUUAUUUUGGCAUUUUGCUCCUUCUGUGGUUGGAAACUUCUGUACAUUUGUAUUUUUUUCUAUUUCUUCUUCUCUAUGUCAGGAAGUCUUUGUUUCCCAGGAGAAAUGUUUACAGUGACGGUGACCGGCCAGGUGUAGCUUAUUGAGCGGUUAGCAUGUACAAGUCCCUGGAUUCUCUUUCCAAUACCUCAAAAAACUUGAAGAAAAAAAAAUGGAGAUUUUUUUCUUCCUAAAAUUGGAAAUAAGUCUCUAAUUACUACAGGAAAACUAGUUCAAAACAGCCUUUCUAGUCUCAGAAGGGAGCUAAUGCCUGGUUGAAUCUACUAUAGGAAAUGAAAUUAGUAUCUCUGGGCUGGGGAUUCAGUCCUUGGCACUGUAUAAACUGGGCAUGGUGGUGCCUGUGAUCUCAGCACAUAGAGGAGGCAGCAGGAGGACCAGAAGUUCAGGACCAUCUUCAGUUUUAUAACAAUUCAAGGCUCAAAAUAACAAAAGAAAUUAAUAAUACUGUUUUUUAACUUUCAGUCACCCUUUGUCUUUAUCUGUAUAUUUAAUUUUAAUUUCCUUCAUGCUUCACUCAGUGUAGAGGCCCAGAGAUGUCAACCAGAGACAACACUGGGUAUGGCCUUUGCCCCUUUCAUUCUUCCACUAUCAUGACUGGUCACACCCUCCCCAGCAUCUCUAAGAAGGAAGGAGAGAAACUGAACUCCCCUGAUAAAGACCAACUUUGGAAUAAAACGAUACCGCUGUGAGAGGAAACAUUUGAUGAAGCACUUGUGGGACAAAAUGAAAUUAGGGCAAAUGUGACUCACCAUUCUAGGCAUAUUUAACUAUUAAUACUCAGUUAAUUCUACAUAGACUAUCUAAAAGCCUCCUCACUAGGCAGGGACACAGUAAGUAAACAGGACAGUACAGAAUGGCAGUUCUCUCUGCAGCAUCUCUAUGUGCUUUACAAGUCUCUGGACCCUACCACAGGCUCAAGAAAGCAGUCAUCAGAAAAUAAAGCAGGCUUUGGUAGAGCUCAGUGUCCUCAGAACAUCUCCAUAUUAAAUUGCUUGCUGGGGUCCUCAGUUCAAAUAAUUGACCCUUAGAAUUUACUUACUAAGCUUUGUGCACUCAAUGUGCUGUGGUACCAGUGUCAGAUGAAUAGUAAGCCAGGCCACUCUGUCACUGACAGUUUGACCAUGGGCUAAGCCACAAUUCUUCUAAAUGUUAAUCAUCUAGUGCUUUCAAACUCCGUGAUCUUGACCACAUCUCUGAAUCUUGCUCACCUCAAUACAGCUCUGCUGCUGAGGCUAUUUCUGAACUAGGGCAUGUGUGGUUGGGCCACCACAGACCAAAGCCUGGGGAGCCAUGUGUAUGGCAGAUCACCCUUGUUGCCAGCAGACCUGGGUAUCUUGUGCUCCAUGUUGCUGUCUCUGGCCAGUCCCUUCUAGGACUAAGCUGGAUGGUAGGGCAAUGUAGUCUCAGCACUAAAGACUUCUGUUCAGGAUUUCUGGCAUGAAAUACAGUGUCAAUAAGUUCCCCCAAGAAAGGGUAUUUGUCACCAACCCUCACAAGAAGGUAAUAAAUAAAAAGCACUAGAUAGUCAGGUGUUCCACCACCACUGUAUGAAGCUGUUUCUAGAGUGAGGAGAAAUAAUGGUUCUCUUUAGCAAGGGGCUUUCUAUGCAAUAAACACACCUGAUUACAUUUGACAAAGCCUUAACAUCAAGUUUAAGCUACA
Molecule: messenger RNA, 4819 nt
Organism: Cricetulus griseus (Chinese hamster)
Lineage: Eukaryota; Metazoa; Chordata; Mammalia; Rodentia; Cricetidae
Source: RefSeq, a predicted model, not a curated record